CGACUUCAGUACAUGCCUCAUAGCUCCAGUCUCAAACUUAACCCCGUUCCUGAUGAUGAUGAAGAAGAGGUGGUCUGCCUGCUGGAUGGAGGAAGAAGCUCUCGUGGAAGAGGAGGCUGUUACAAUACAAAAACAAGUAGAGGUUGAGGCUGUUACCGUGAAAGACGAAGAGAAGGAGGUCUCAGUUAAAGAGGAAGACUCGUUCAGAGUCAAAGAGGACGGCGACGUUUCAGUGAAAGAAAAAGAGGAGGGGGAAGUGACUGUCACAUCGAAAAAUGAAGAAGAGGAGGAAACUGGAUGUCUGGGCCCGGUUUCCCAAACGCAUCUUAAGGCGUCCGAUUGUUCUAACGAUGAACCGGCCCUGAUUAACACUAGAGAGAGACCUGACUAUCGUGGAUCCUCUGGGGGGCCUCAACAACCUCAUGAUGGUGACAGGGCAGAGAAGAAUCUCUCCACAUCAAAACACAUCAAGAAAUACCAGCAGAGACCCACAGGGAAGAAAUCUCAUUGCUGCUCUGACUGUGGGAAAGGUUGCAAAUCUUCAUCAAAACUUAAAAUACACCAGAGAACACACACAGGAGAGAAGCCUUAUAGCUGUGAUCAAUGUGGGAGGAGUGUUAGUACAUCUAGUGGUCUGACAGUACACCAGAGAACACACACAGGAGAGAAACCUUAUAGCUGUGGUCAAUGUAGGAGGAGUUUUAGUACAUCUAGCGGUCUGACAUUACACAAGAGAAAACACACAGGGGAGAAACCUUAUAGCUGUGAUCAGUGUGGGAGGAGUUUUUUUCAAGCUAGCCAUCUGACUCAGCACCAGAGAAAACACACAGGAGAGAAACCUUAUAGCUGUGAUCAAUGUGGGAGGAGUUUUGUUCAAGCGAGCCAUCUGACUCAGCACCAGAGAACACAUACAGGGGAGAAGCCUUUUAUCUGUGAUCAAUGUGGGAGGAGUUUUACUACAUCUAGCGUUCUGACAGUACACCAGAGAACACACACAGGGGAGAAGCCUUAUAUCUGUGAUCAAUGUGGGAGGAGUUUUACUACAUCUAGCGUUCUGACAGUACACCAGAGAACACACACAGGAGAGAAGCCUUAUAGCUGUGAUCAAUGUGGGAUGAGUUUUACUCGAUCAAGCAAUCGGAUUCGACACCAGAGAACACACACAGGAGAGAAGCCUUAUAGCUGUGAUCAAUGUGAGAAGAGUUUUCCUACAUCUAACCAGCUGACUUCACACCAGAGAACACACACAGGAGAGAAGCCUUAUAGCUGUGAUCAAUGUGAGAAGAGAUACUCUGAUAAAAGAUGUCUGAUCAAACAUCAGAAAAUACAUACAUGAAGAAGUUGUUUCAUGAUA
Molecule: messenger RNA, 1354 nt
Organism: Oncorhynchus gorbuscha (pink salmon)
Lineage: Eukaryota; Metazoa; Chordata; Actinopteri; Salmoniformes; Salmonidae
Product: zinc finger protein 501-like
Exons: 2
Coding region: 53-1336 (427 amino acids)
Biological process (GO): regulation of transcription by RNA polymerase II
Molecular function (GO): RNA polymerase II cis-regulatory region sequence-specific DNA binding; DNA-binding transcription factor activity
Source: RefSeq, a predicted model, not a curated record